Molecule: messenger RNA, 2688 nt
Organism: Chelmon rostratus (copperband butterflyfish)
Lineage: Eukaryota; Metazoa; Chordata; Actinopteri; Chaetodontiformes; Chaetodontidae
Gene: cdh17
Product: cadherin 17, LI cadherin (liver-intestine)
Exons: 18
Coding region: 1-2613 (870 amino acids)
Biological process (GO): calcium-dependent cell-cell adhesion; adherens junction organization; cell morphogenesis
Cellular component (GO): plasma membrane; adherens junction; catenin complex
Molecular function (GO): calcium ion binding; cadherin binding
Source: RefSeq, a predicted model, not a curated record
AUGACACCGAUGGUGCGUCUGUUGUUGCUCCCACUCCUGUUCAGCAUUGCUGGUGGGAAGGAUCUGGAGGAAAAGAAGGGCCCGUUUGAGAACACAGAGCUGGAUGUGCCAGAGGGGACACAAGUGCCAUAUCCCAUACAUCAGUUCCAGGUGACCCAUCCAGGGGUUAAUAAUUUCAGGCUGAGUGGAGAAGGUAUGGAGGACAUUAAGAUUUCAAAUGAUGGGUGGUUGUACCUGGAGAGACCUCUGGACUGGUCUCGAGAAAACCAUUACAUGAUCAUGGUGGAGGCGUUGGAGGACGAUGAAGUCGUGGAUGAUCCAGUUUAUGUGACCAUAAAUGUGUUGGAUGUCAACAACUAUGCUCCGUACUUCAACCAGACUGUCUACUCAGCUGUGGUUAGAGAACACAGUCCAACAGGCGUCCCUUUUUUGCGUGUGUUUGCGUUGGAUCGUGACGACCCACAGACCCCCAACGCUCAACUGAGCUACAGCCUGGUCAGCCAGAUCCCCAUCAAAAACCACGUCCUCCUGUUCCAAAUCGACCCUCACACUGGGGAGAUCUCCACCACAGAAGAAGGGAGACAGAUGCUGAAGGCCAGAGAGGGCAUCCAGUACAGCAGAGGAGAAGCUCGUAGCAUUGACACUCUGAAGACAAAGUUUGACGACUUCUGUUCAGUGCAGAAAGUCCCCUAUGAAGAAAACCCCUUCUUCACCUGUGUGGAGAGAGCAGAAAUGAGGAGGAUGAUUCUGGACCCCCUGGAGGAUCCAGACUACACCCUGAUUGUGCGUGUGCAAGACAUGGGAGGAGCAUCUGAGAUGGCGCUGAGUGGAAACACCAGAGUCCACAUAAGUGUUCGGCAAAACCUUUGGGUCAAUCCUGGACCGGUAACUGUGAAAGAGAACUUAAAGGAAACGUACCCUCUGGCCAUUGCAAAGGUCCAGUCUAAUGAGCCCAACGCCAUCUAUAGGUUAACGCAGAAAGAGCGAGAGCUGAAAUUCCCCUUCCAGAUCACAGAAGAUGGAGAAAUAUAUCUGACAGAGGAGCUGGACAGAGAAGACAGAGCCAUGUACACCCUGGUGGUGAUUGCGACGGACAACGAUGGCCAGGAGGUGGAUCCACCCAUGGAGAUUCAAGUCUUGGUGGAGGAUGAGAACGACAACAAGCCAAUGUGUGAAAAUGAUGAGAGUGUGUUUGAGGUGCAGGAGGGAGAGCCAAUAGGCAGCCUGGUAGGCGAGCUGUUGGCCUAUGAUCUCGAUGAAGAGGGGACACGGAAUGCUCAACUGACUUACACCAUUGAGUCCCAGAGUCCCGACACCACACCCAGUGCCUUCUCCAUCGACGAUUCUUCUGGAAGGAUUCAGCUGUUGCGCUUGCUGCAUCAAAAAGACCAGCGGGUGUAUAACCUCAACGUCAGGGUCAGCGACCCAGUCUUCAGCACAGAAUGUAAAGUCGUCGUCAAGGUCAUUGACGUUAACAACGAGACGCCUGUGUUUGAGAAGAACGAUUAUGGCAAUCACACUCUAGCGGAGGACACUCCUUUGGGACACACAGUGCUGACCAUCAGGGCAACAGACGCUGAUGACGCAGAGAGCGGCAGCUCCCGCAUCGAAUUCCACAUCUCUGCAGGCGACGACGAGGGCAUAUUUGCUGUGCAGACCGACGGCAAAGGCGUUGGCCAACUGGUUAUAGCGAAGCCUCUGGACUUUGAGUCCUCUCCCACCUACAGGCUCCAGAUUGAUGCUCGUAACCCAGAGCCGCUGGUAAAAGGUCUGGAGUACGGCAGCGAAUCCACAGCCUUUGUGUUCAUAUCUGUCACUGACGUCGACGAGGCUCCAGAGUUCAGUUUGGACAUCCUGGAUGUGACUGUGCCUGAAAACACCACCAAGGGAUCGGUGCUGCUCACUGUGGAGGCAAAGGACCCCGAGGGCAAAGAGAUCAGUUUCAAGUUGGAUGGUGACGCUCAGGGCUGGCUGGAGAUCAACGCUGCCACAGGGCAGAUCAAGACCAAAAGCAAGCUGGACAGAGAGACCCUGGAGGCUUUCCAAGUUACUGUCACAGCCUUUGAGAAGGAGAACCCAGAGAAGUCCUCUGAGCAGGUCGUGUCUGUGAGGCUGCUGGAUGUGAACGACCAUGUCCCCAAACUGACGGAGACCCAGGCCUUCAUCUGUGCGAAGAAACCCAAACCGGUGCUAAUCAAGGCCAAAGAUGCAGACAGUGCUCCCUUCUCCGAGCCCUUCACCUUCACCUUGGGUAGCGGCAAGAAAUCUCCCAACUGGGAACUGCACAGGGUUGACGCCACGACAGCUAUACUGACCCUGAAGAGAAUACCAACUGAAGAUAAAACCUUGACACUCCCCAUUAACGUUAAAGACAAUGCAGGCAUGGGAGUAACACAGCAAUUUGAAGUGAGAGUAUGUAACUGCACAGAGCUGGGCUACUGCUACACUGCACCAGAUCACCGUGGCUUCAGCUAUGGAAUGGGAGCCACUAUUGGGAUCCUGGGUGGCACUAUGGGAUUCUGCAUUAUUGUGUUCAUCAUAGUGAUCAAACGCGUUAAUAAACGCAAGAAGAAAGCUGUGACUGAAGAGGGGGAGAGGAACGCCAUGAUGUAGAAACUACACACACACACACACAUAUGUUCUUAUACCCCUUGCUGACAUAAUGCAGUCCUUAUCGCCUGACCGUAA